CAAAAACGAAAACAAUAAAACGAGCUGCAGCAUAAACGGCAAUACCAAAAAAAUGCAUUCAUUUGGGUACAGAGCCAACGCUCUGUUAACGUUCGCCGUAACCAUUGUCGCCUUAAUGUGCGCCAUCGCUUCUCUAUCUGACAACCUUAACACUCCUUCUCCGACUGCUGAAAUCCAGGUAGUGAAUAUUAAUUGGUUUCAGAAGCAGACGCAUGGAAACGAUGAGGUCAGCCUGACAUUGAAUAUAACCGCCGAUUUGCAAUCUCUGUUUACAUGGAACACCAAACAGCUUUUCAUUUUCAUAGCAGCUGAAUACAAAACCCCAAAGAAUGCACUAAACCAGGUAUCACUUUGGGAUGCUAUAAUACCUGCCAAAGAGUCUGCCAAGUUUUCCAUUCACACCUCUAACAAGUACCGUUUCAUUGAUCAGGGACACAAUCUCCGGGGUAAAGAAUUCAACUUGACAUUGCACUGGCAUGUCAUGCCAAAGACAGGCAAGAUGUUUGCCGAUAAAAUAGUCAUGUCUGGAUACCGCUUGCCAGUGGAAUACAGAUGAGAAAUAUCUCGAGUGUAUGAUCUUGUUGUAACUUAGUCUUUUUGUAAGGGGAUAUUGAGGAUCAACUUAACCAUAAAACUAGAAACAAGGAACGUUUCUUGUCAUUGUUUUGCUUUCAAUAACUUUAAACCUCUAUUGCAAAAUCAUGGAUUAUGGUUCUUUCCUCGGAA
Molecule: messenger RNA, 726 nt
Organism: Pistacia vera
Lineage: Eukaryota; Viridiplantae; Streptophyta; Magnoliopsida; Sapindales; Anacardiaceae
Product: signal peptidase complex subunit 3B
Exons: 6
Coding region: 53-556 (167 amino acids)
Biological process (GO): protein targeting to ER
Cellular component (GO): signal peptidase complex; membrane
Source: RefSeq, a predicted model, not a curated record